Molecule: messenger RNA, 3054 nt
Organism: Ceratitis capitata (Mediterranean fruit fly)
Lineage: Eukaryota; Metazoa; Arthropoda; Insecta; Diptera; Tephritidae
Gene: Gcn5
Product: histone acetyltransferase KAT2B
Exons: 3
Coding region: 377-2779 (800 amino acids)
Biological process (GO): positive regulation of transcription by RNA polymerase II; chromatin remodeling
Cellular component (GO): nucleus; histone acetyltransferase complex
Molecular function (GO): protein binding; histone H3 acetyltransferase activity
Source: RefSeq, a predicted model, not a curated record
CGUGUGUAUCAAAUAAAUCAAGUUCUCUAAAUACGUCAUUGAAAUAAAUAUUUUCGGUAAAAUAUAAAUCAUUUAUAAACUAUAGGAUUUCUAUUACAAAUCCUAACCACGUUGAGUACAAUUACAAAUUCGCCGUUCUUUGAGGAUAAUACACAGACGAAGCAACAAAUUUUUUAUGCGAAAUUUGUGAGGUCGGAAUUUUCCGAAGGAGUGUUCGGGUGCUAACGCAAUACAUCUGCAUGACUGACAUUCGCCUUUGUUUAUAUUCUUUCUGAAUUGUGAAAUUGCUAUUUGCGUUUAUUUGCACUUCGACGAAAUCUUCCAAAGUACGAGUAAUAACAGCCAAUUGCAAAGAAAUAAUUGUCAUCGAUUUGUUAUGUCCGGUGGAGCACUAAUAACAUUAAAGGAAGAUGCAACUGAAGCGGGCGCUAGUAGCAACGGUAGUGGGGGCAAUUCCAAUAUGGCACAUAAUCAACAAGCAUCCGGAUCCGGAAAUGUAAGUGGCGCUUCCAGCCAUAAUGUGAACGGUGGCAAUGGAGGUCCUCCAGAAGGUACACGCCAAAACAGCUUACAACGUAUUCAAUUGCGCAAACAAAAAGUCUUCAAUUUGCCCGUACCACAAAAGCUGGCCAAAUUAUCCAUGUACUCGGCUUGUCAAAGCGAAGGUUGUCGCUGCACAGGAUGGAAAACACCACAAGAAAAUCGCCAUCGAGAUGUAGAAUCUUCAUCUUAUUGUCCAGAAUUCACCGAAGAAUGUCGCAGUUGUAGACAUGCUUUACAAAAUCAUAUCGCACAUCUUGAUGGAAUAUCCGGUUCGCAAAUGAACGACCUGUUGGGCGCAAUAAUAGAUAUGGAAAACUUAUUUAUGUCGAUGCAGCGUGUAGAAGAUGAGGAUACGAAAAAAGUGUAUCUAUAUUUAUUUCGACUCCUUCGUCAAUGUGUGCUAACACGGCAACAAGCUGUAAUUCGUGGACCACUUGGCGAUCCUCCAUUUGAAACGCCCUGCAUUGCCAAAGCAGUUUCGUCAUUUGUAUUUUAUAAAUACAAUCAUUUAAGUCAGAGUGAAUUGCAAACAAUGACGGAAGUGGCCAAAACAUUUCUUAAUUUUUUGAACCAUUACAAUUUUGAGCCACCAUCAAUGCGUCGCUCUGGUCUAACACAUGAAGAUGCUUCGACUUAUAAAAUUAACUAUACGCGGUGGCUAGUAUUUUGUCACGUACCCGCCUUUUGCAAUUCUCUGCGACAUUUUGAAACAUCGCUGGUAUUUGGUCGCACUUUGCUACGUACCAUAUUUAAGUAUAUGGCUGAGCAACUAAGAAACAAAUGUACUUCGGAACGUGAUCGUUUUCCGGCAGACAAACGGUCAAUUAUAACGCUAAUGCCAAAAUUCUUAGAUGCGUUAAAGUCUGAACUCUUAAAGGACGACUCGCCGAUUUGGGAUCAAGGAUUUCGUCUGUCGCCUGCAUUUAUAAUACAACAGCGUAAACGUCUGCAAGAAUCAAAUGCAGGACCUGCAACGGGUAGUAAACGAACUAGCACCGGAGAACCCGCACAUAAAAGAGCUAAAAAAGAAACGAUUGAUCGUGCCAUUGGCGAUGGCCACUUUGAGGAUCUCACGGAUGAAACCGUUGUGCGUGCGAUGAAAGCCAUUUCUGAAUCAAAAGCGAUUAAUAAAUCAGAAAUCCUAUUUCCCGUCAAUGUGUCUCGUGAUGAGAACGUUAAAGCUGAAGAACAACAACGAGCCAUUGAAUUUCAUGUUGUUGGCAAUUCCUUGACAAAACAAGUCGAUAAGCAAACUAUAUUUUGGCUUAUUGGUCUACAAGCUGUAUUUGCAUAUCAACUGCCGGAAAUGCCACGUGAAUAUAUAAGUCAAUUAGUUUUUGAUACAAAACACAAAACAUUGGCGCUCAUUAAGGAAAACCAACCAAUUGGUGGUAUUUGCUUUCGGCCCUUUUCCAGUCAGGGCUUUACGGAAAUAGUUUUUUGUGCCGUUACCAUGUCCGAGCAAGUUAAAGGAUAUGGUACACACUUGAUGAAUCAUCUGAAGGAUUAUAGUAUUAAACAUGGCAUACGACACUUGCUCACAUACGCUGACUGUGAUGCCAUUGGUUAUUUUAAAAAGCAAGGUUUCUCCAAGGACAUCAAAUUGGCACGCCCCGUUUAUGCCGGUUUUAUAAAGGAAUACGACGGUGCCACACUGAUGCAUUGCGAAUUGCAUCCAAGCAUUGUGAAUACACAGUUUAUAUCAGUUAUACGUAAACAGAGUGAAAUACUUAAGGAGUUGAUUGCACAACGUCAUAAUGAAGUGCAAAAAGUGCGUCCAGGUUUAACAUGCUUCAAGGAGGGUCUACGCUCAAUACCAGUCGAAUCGAUACCGGGAUUGCGUGAGAUUGGUUGGAAACCCCAAAUGCGUGCACAACGUACAUCACGUCCGCUAGAGGAAUCCUCUGAUCCGGAAAAGUUAGCUGCAUCAUUUACCGCUAUACUACAAUCGUUGCGUCAACAUCAAGCAGCUUGGCCUUUCCUACGCCCAGUACCGGCUGCUGAAGUACCCGAUUACUAUGAUCACAUUAAAUAUCCCAUGGAUUUAAAGACAAUGGGGGAGCGCCUCAAACAGGGUUACUAUGUGACGCGUCGCCUAUUUAUGGCCGACAUGGCGCGUAUUUUCUCAAAUUGUCGUUUCUAUAAUUCACCAGAGACUGAAUAUUAUCGUUGCGCAAAUUCUUUAGAGCGUUACUUUCAAACCAAGAUGCGGGAGUUGGGUCUGUGGGAUAAAUGAUGUUGCGCCCUUAAUGCCGCCGUCGAUAUGCUAAGCGAACACGAACGUGUCGCAGAUGAACACAAUGCAAGCAAUCCGGCAGCAACAACUACAGAUAGUGUGAAUUUGCAGCAGGUCGACAAUAAUGGUAGUGGCGGUGUUGAUGGCGACACUAAUAUUGUUUUAACAGUUAAUUUAGGUUUCGUCUCUCCGUUGCCGGAGGAUAUAUUUAAAAAUUAAAUUAAAUGGGUUAUUGAGAUAGAAAAAUGAAUAAAUGAAUGAAUAAAUUAUGUAAA